AUGGCUUCAUUUAGAUUCUGUGCCGAGUGCAAUAAUAUGCUUUAUCCAAAGGAGGACAAGGACGGACAACGUCUUCUUUAUGGAUGCAGAAAUUGUGGAUACAACGAGAUAGCAGACGAUUCGAAAGUCUACCGUCAUGAGUUAAUGACCAAUAUUGGUGCCACUGCUGGUGUUGUUGAAGAUAUUGGAAAUGAUCCUACAUUGCCCAGAUCAAAUAAGGAGUGCCCUCAAUGCUAUAAUCGAGAUUGCGUGUUUUUUCAAAGUCAACAGAGAAGAAAAGAUACCAGUAUGAUUUUGUUCUUUGUUUGUUUGGAUUGCAAGCAUGUUUUCCAGGCUUGA
Molecule: messenger RNA, 339 nt
Organism: Lodderomyces elongisporus
Lineage: Eukaryota; Fungi; Ascomycota; Pichiomycetes; Serinales; Debaryomycetaceae
Gene: RPB9
Product: DNA-directed RNA polymerase II core subunit
Exons: 1
Coding region: 1-339 (112 amino acids)
Biological process (GO): transcription-coupled nucleotide-excision repair; maintenance of transcriptional fidelity during transcription elongation by RNA polymerase II; DNA-templated transcription
Cellular component (GO): RNA polymerase II, core complex
Molecular function (GO): zinc ion binding; DNA-directed RNA polymerase activity; nucleic acid binding
Source: RefSeq, a predicted model, not a curated record